This is a messenger RNA of Linnemannia hyalina, 1974 nucleotides long. Lineage: Eukaryota; Fungi; Mortierellomycota; Mortierellomycetes; Mortierellales; Mortierellaceae. The record is from the annotation of a GenBank genome assembly.
AUGCGAUUCUUCUCCGCCGACUCUGGGAGAAUAGGCCAACGACGCCUCCAAGGAGUCGUCUCAGCAGUUUUCUGCCUCGCCGCCGUCACCACCACAGCAGCAGCCUUUGUCCUGCCAGAAUCUACCCAUCGAGACGUCGCACCUGUGGUCGCGAACGACGGCUGGUUGAACCUGACGGUCAUCCAUACUAACGACGUUCACGCCAGAGUGGACCCUGCCAACGAAUUCGGAGUCAGCUGUACCGACCAGGACAGAGCUAGUGGUAAUUGCUAUGGAGGCACUGCUCGUCACAAGACCGUUAUUGACCGUCUUCGUAAGGCGAAUCAGCAUUCCUUGCUCCUGGAUGGCGGUGACGAGUUCCAAGGUACUCUCUUUUACACCUACUACAAGGGAAAUGUCACUGCGCAGGUGAUGAAUGAGUUGGGAUACGACCUCGGGACUAUCGGCAAUCACGAGUGGGACAAUGGUCCAGACAACCUGGGUCGCUACUGGCCCAAACUCAACUUCCCCAUCGUGUGCGCCAACAUUGACUUCACAAAGAACCCUGAGCUUGGCAAGUUGGUCAAGCCCUAUCAUAUCUUUGAGGACCUAGGAGUCGCUGUUAUUGGAUACAUCACCAACACUACGGGCGAUAUUUCGAAUGCUGGCCCCUCUGUCUCGUUCACGGACCCCAUCCCCGCUGUUCAAAAGUACGUCGAUGAGCUCGAAGCGAAGGGUAUCAAGCGCAUCUUGGCCUUGUCGCAUAACGGCUAUGAACCCGACAUGGAAUUGGCUGCCGGCACCCACGGUGUCGACCUGAUUGUGGGCGGACACAGUCAUUCGUACCUCGGAGACCCCUCGAACCCUCUCUCGCAAGGCCCCUACCCAACCAUCAUCAAGAACUUGAAGGGCGAAAACACUUUGAUUGUUCAGGCAUUCUGCUGGGGCAGGUACAUUGGUCACCUGGACAUCGUAUUCAACCCUGAGGGCAAGAUUGUGAGCUGGAAGGGCGAACCCAUCCUGGUGGAGAACUCUAUCCCUGCAGAUCCUCGCCUUCUGAAAGAGAUUGACGGAUGGAGACAUGAGUUUGAAGAGUGGGGCCAGACUGUCUUGGGAGAGGCUUCGGACUCGUUUGAUCAGGGCACCUGCAAGCAGCGAGAGUGCACCAUGGGUAACCUUGUCGCCGAUGCCAUGCUUCAGGUUGCACGGACACCUACCUCGGGGGGCAGCGCCAAUAGUCGCCCCUGGACAGACUUUGCGUUCAUCAACAGUGGUGGAAUCCGAUCUGGCUUGCCCGCUGGAAACGUCACGAUCGAGAUGAUCAUGACGACUUCGCCCUUUGGAAACGGCUUGGUCCAGACCCAGUUCACUGGCUCCGAGAUCCUGAACAUCCUCGAGGCGGUCUCGGCAGGUCGGUACAGGAAGUCCCAGCGACUGGUCACCUCCAACAUCCAGAUCAGUGGCCUCCGGUUCGUCCAUGACUCGUCCCGUCCUUUAGACCAGCCCCAUCUGAUCAAGGCCGAGUACCAGGACCAUAAACUUGUCUGGCAUGAAAUCAAGAAGACUGCCGUCUACAAUGUCUGCACUCUGGAUUUCGUCCUCAGCGGCGGAGACAACAUUGUCGAGGUCAAGGAUGGACGGCACGAGAUCGAAUUGGAGCUGUUGGACAAGGCCCUGAUGGACUAUAUCGAGUCCAAGGGUAAGAUCUCGCCUUACUUGGACGGCCGCAUCAAGGACCUGGCCCCUCCCAGGAACUCCGAGAAUGGUGCCGCUGGCUUGGAUGCCGAGAAGCGUGCCAAGUUGCCGAUGAUGGACUCUUCCUCGUUGUGGCCUAUUGGAACCCCCGAGCAUGUCAAGGCGCAAUACCCUGGCGGAUUCCAGGCUAUGGUCGCGUCAUUUGCUCGUCUCCAACACACUGGUGCUCCCAUGAAGGGUCCUUUGUCCGACAAUGCCUUUACUGGAGAUGCCGAGUCACGACAGGAGGUUUGGGCGUAG